UCUCUUGUUUACUUAGGGAUUUAUAUUUCUCAGGCAGUGUUGUCUAGUGGCUAGUACUGGGGAUCUAGGAGUCAAGCCACCUGGGUUCCAUUCCUGAAGUUACUGCUGACUUCCUGCGUGACCGUGGCCAACUUCUGUUACCUCCCCAUCCCCAUUUACCCAUCCGUAAAAUGGGGGUAUGAUGAUUUCCUGUCUUCCAUGGGAUGAUGAGGUGCUCAGUGUUUGUGAGAAGGGAAGUAAAAGGAGCAUUGGAAACUACUGGGCAAUUUGAAGACCACCGUAGAGGGAUUGGUGUCCAGCAACAACCCGAACGUCUGGUCUAAAUAUGGCGGCUUGAAGCGGCUGUGCAGGGAUAUGCACAGCAUCCUCUAUCACGGGCUCAUCCACGAUAAGGUGUACUGCAGGCAGAAGGAUUACUGGCAGUUUGUGAAAGACAUCCGCCAGCUGAGCCCGCGCUCUGCUCAUCACGUGGAGAAGUUCAUCAGCCUGCACGAGAAUGGGCAGCCAAGCGCAGAUGGCGUAGGUGAUCAAGCCAUAGCGGAGCUGUGGCUACAGCACAGUCUGCAGUUCCACUGCCUCUCCGCACAGCUGAAGCCGCUGCUUGAGAACAGACAGUACAUCAGGAAAUUCUACACAGACGCUGCCUUCCUGCUCAGUGACGCCCACGUCACAGCCAUGUUACAGUGCCUGGAGGCCGUGGAGCAGAACAACCCCCGACUUCUGGCUCAGAUUGACACGUCCAUGUUUCUCAGAAGGAGUGAGGCCCCACUGCCUGUGACGAAGAGUCAAAGCCUGACAGCCCUCCCUGGUUCUGUAUGUAUCCCUCCUAUGGACUACACACAGCACAGGUACUUUGGAUCCUUCUCCAGUCUGCACCAGCCAGCCUCCAGCAGCAUGUCAGACAGGAGACCAGCAAGCUCCUCCGUGUGCAGCAGCACGAGCCAGCCUCUGGAAAAUGCCCUGUACAACGUAUCCCUCUUGCCGCCUGAGGACAGAUCCCCUCUGGGCCAACCUGGCCUCCCCCGGCUCAGUGCUUCCUCCCCCAGAGACGACUCCUCUUCAGUCAGCGAGAUGAGCACCAGCACCGUGACCAGCCAGAGCGAGGACCUCUGGGCAGGUAGCCAGGAUGACACCCAGAGCGACGCCAAUGACGGGCCGGAGUAUCUGGCCAUUGGGAACCUGGGCCGGCGGGGCCGGGCCUGUAGCAGCCAGAGCAGCGCCAGCAGUAGCACCACCAACAGCAACAAGAGCAGCAGUUCCAACCUGUUCUCAUCCAGCAGCUCCCAGAAGCCGGAGUCCAUCUCCUCCGUGGAGGAUCAGGGUGCGAGCGGCGGCAGCCGAGGGAUGAGCCUCUUGCGCAGGUCCAGCUUUUCGGAGGGGCAGACAUCAACCCCCCAAGGGAUCCUCAAGAGAAGCCAUUCACGCUCGCACUCCGAUACCAACGUGGCCUCUGGGAAAACUCCCGAAUCCCAGGGUGACGCCUUGAGGGUGCCGGGUCAUGUCUCUGGCUCCACCCAGAGCAGCGAAGUGAGCACGCCCAGCUCCCUCUACAUGGAGUACGAUGCUGGCCAGUACCUGAGUUCGGGGGAAGGGAUGUUCCGAAGACCCUCGGAAGGACAGUCCCUGAUCAGUUACCUGUCUGAGCAGGACUUCGGCAGCUGUGCAGACCUGGAGAAGGAAAACGCUCACUUCAGCAUCUCUGAAUCGCUGAUCGCUGCCAUCGAGCUGAUGAAAUGCAACGUGAUGAACCGGCGGCUGGAGGAGGAGGAAGAGGAGAGUGACAAGGAGAUCCAGGAACUCAAGCAGAAGAUUCGCAUCCGGCGCCAGCAAAUCCGCACCAAACAUGUGCUCCCUGCCUACCAGGAGGUGGGCUCCGACAGCUUCGUGGCUACAGACAGCGAGUCCCAGUUCAGCUCCCGUGACUCCAUGUGGCUGUCUGACUCGGGCUCAGCGGAGGACGUGGAGGAGUAUGAGAUAAGAGAUGGUAACGAUGGAUCUAACCUGAUUCAAAUGUCCAAGAACGGCCUGUCAGUGUCAAUGGCUUCCUUGUUUUCAGAUGCGGACAUCAAGCGGGUUGCAGCGUCUAGCAAGAAGUCUUUCCUCUCCUCGGAAUCCAUAUCCCACUCCUUCCUCCAUUCGAACUCAGCGGAGGCCGUGGCCAUGGGCCUGCUGAAGCAGUUUGAAGGGAUGCAGCUCCCAGCCGCUUCUGAACUGGACUGGCUCGUCCCAGAGCAGGAUGCCCCCCAGAAGCUCCUGCCAAUUCCGGACUCUCUGCCCAUCUCGCCCGACGACGGAGAGCACGCCGACAUCUACAAGCUCCGAAUCCGGGUCCGCGGGAACCUGGAGUGGGCCCCGCCCCGGCCGCAGAUCAUCUUCAACAUUCACCCAGCCCCAACGAGGAAGGUGGCUGUAGCCAAGCAGAAUUACCGCUGCGCAGGCUGCGGCAUCCGGACAGACCCCGAUUACAUCAAACGGCUGCGGUACUGCGAGUACCUGGGCAAGUACUUCUGCCAGUGCUGCCACGAGAACACCCAGAUGGUCAUUCCCAGCCGCAUCCUGCGUAAGUGGGACUUCAGCAAGUACUACGUCAGCAACUUCUCCAGGGACCUGCUGAGCAAGAUCUGGAGCGACCCGCUCUUCAGUGUGCAGGACCUCAACGCCGCUCUCUACCGGAAGGUGAAGGCGCUGAAUCAAGUCAGGCUGUUGAGAAUCCAGCUGUUUCACUUGAAGAACAUGUUUAAGACCUGCCGACUAGCUAAAGAGCUCCUGGAUUCCUUCGACACAGUGCCAGGUCAUUUGACGGAGGAUCUCCACCUCUACUCCUUAAAUGACCUGAAUGCCACUAAGAAGGGGGAGCUGGUUCCCCGCCUGAUGGAGCUCAUAAAGGCAGGUACCCUGCACGUUGAGAGAUGCAUGCUGUGCCAAGCCAAAGGCUUCAUCUGUGAGUUCUGUCAAAAGGAGGAGGACAUCAUCUUCCCCUUCGAACUGAACAAGUGCAGGACGUGUGAAGAGUGCAAGGCCUGCUACCACAAGUCCUGCUUCAAAUCGGGCUGCUGCCCUCGGUGCGAGCGCCUGCACGCCAGGAGAGAGCUGCUGGCCAAGCAGAGCCUGGAGUCCUACAUCUCUGACUACGAGGAGGCGCCGCCAGAGGCAGUGGCCGCGACAUGAGGGGGAAGAGGAGACCAGCGGAUGUAUUUGUGUGCGUGGCCUUCGUCACCAGAGACUAAACGAAGGACUAACCUGACUCUUUCACAUUAAAGGAGCCCGUGGGAGGGCUGAAUCGUGGGAGAUCUCGGAGCAGCAUGACAGGAUCUGCUUGGUUUGCUUCAAGAGAGCCGGUUUCUGUGCACUCUACACGAGGGUGUUGGGGACGGUGGACUCCGGACGCUAGUUCUUGCAGUCGUGACCCUGCCGAGAUAGACACGCUGCUGCCUUCGUGCUGGGUCCGGCAGCGAAUCCUCUCUGUGCCACACUCCGAGCGCAAUGAGCGUUCGUAUGCCUGUCCCCUUAGGGAGCUCAGCCAGAUGCUGUGUUAGCCAGGAACUGCACUCUCCUCCCUGAAGCAGGUUCUUGGGGAGCUUCCACCAGGUAGGAGGUGAAAGCUCCUGGCUAGCUCAGCUCUCCAGGGGGGAGUAACUGGAGUCCUGCUGCUGCCUUGGGGCAAAAGAGAAGGGGCUUUUGCCAAGUCCUCUGCCUAUAACACGCCGUAUCCUUUGCUGCUGACGUGAUCUUUUUAAUUGGCCCUUCUUCAGAACUGAUAUGACUUGAUUUGGGGAUGGGAGGAAGCAGCAGCAGCAAACAGCGCCUUGUCCUCUGCCUGGCGGGAGCCAUCAUGAACUCUGGAUACCCGCUGGGCUGGCAGAUCAGGCUAGAGCAUGCGGAUUGUAUGUGACAAAGGAAUUGAUCUGAUUUUUCCCUUAGACCCGGCCCUGCUUUAGCUGCAUGCAGGCUGGAGGAGAGAUCUGUGCCAGUCGCUGUUGGGAGCAGCCCGUCUCCGCUAUUGAUGUUCGGUUCCUCAGACUGUGCCUGGUGCUGACGGAGCUCCCACCUGCUGGUUGAAGGGCUGGGCUUGUCAGCCCAGAGGCGUGAUUGCCACCUUUCCCGCGGCGCUAGGUGCUGGGAGAUCGCCCUGUGCGAUGCUCUGGCACUGGCAGCAGGUGAACGAGGGGCUUCCGCUCUCUGGGCCGGAAGGUGGGGAGGCCACAGACAAUGAGGAAGCUGCAUGCCCAGCCCGGGGAGAGGAAACGCCUUAGCUGAGCCGGAGGAAGCAGCUGGUCUGAAACCGGCUUCUCUCUGCUGAUCUUGCAGGAGAUGGGCUGCUGAGUGCUGCUGUUACCCUGGACUGGGGGCUGUGUUUGCAUGUGUCUGUCUGCCGGGGCAGGGGGGCUGGGCAGUUACUCUUAGACCCAAGAGCAAGGAUCAGUUUGAACAGAGCCAGAGCUCAAUCCCCGGGGUGCCAGGCGGAGUGGGGGGCUCCUGCACCAGGCCCAGUGGGGAACCUGCCUGCCAGCGCCUGGGGGAGCAGACGGUGUGUGCUGUGGUGCUGCCCCCGCCCCCGUAGCAUUGAACACUCAGCUUGCCUUGUGGCGCUGUGAGGACUCCAUCCUCGCUCGUGGCCCAUGAUGUGUAGCCAGGCGGCUUAGCUAGAAGCAAACAUCUGGGACCGCUGGAGACCUGUAGGGGCACAGGCCUGGAUCUCUGCCUCGUGCUGGGCACUCAGGUGACUCCACGUGACACUCACCCCCACUAUUUCGGAGCUUGAUGAAGCCACGGUCAGUCUCAGUGGAGCCUUUCUCCCAUCCAUGCUGCACCCUCGGUGUAAUGUGUCCUCCCUGCAGUGGAUUCUGGCCAGGCCCGUUCCAGACCUUAGCGUUGGUGUGUCAGGCCUGCCAGUUUGUGCUGGGCUCCCCUGAUGCUGUGUGGCCCCAGGCUGUUCUGUGACAUGCACCUUUCACCUCCCGCUAGCAGUCCAGUACCUGCUGGAUCGAACGCUCGGGGAGGCAGACAGAGCAGCAGCUGAGCAGGCGUCACGCUUCAGCCAGCUCCCUUGGCUUUGGGAUGAGAGCUGCACUUCUCAUCUCCCUGGAUCAGGCGCCCUUGGGAGUGACCGCGUAAUGAGCGUCUCUAGCAGGACAGCCAAUGUCCUGGUAAAGGAGCCGCCCCCGAGCACCCUGGCCUUGUGAUGCGGAGCGCCACGAAGUCAAGAGAUUAGUCUGGUCCAGAACUUCUCCCCAGGACCUCACGCUCCUCAGUCACUUGCCGUGUGUUUGUGUGGAGGGAUGUGAUCGUCCACAGUGCCCACUGGCUGCCCCCGGCCCAGCGUUCCUCAGAGCUGGUAUCAGAUCAGUCCCCAGAGCAGGUGUAAAGCUGUUGAUUUGCCAUCCGGAGCCCCCACAGAACCGGUGCCCCAGGCCAGCUCCUCUUCUCAGUGUAUCAUCUCAGUUGGGCUGAUCUUCGUGUACAUAGUGUUGUUUUAAGUUGAUCUCUUUUAAAGGCAAUUGCUCCUGUCUUUUUAACAAGCUGCUUUCGUUUGAGUUGGUCACUUGGGGCCAGAUUUUAAAGCUAUUUAGGUGCCUAACUCGCGUUGAUUUCAAUGGGAGCACGGCACCCCAC
Molecule: messenger RNA, 5613 nt
Organism: Mauremys reevesii (Reeves's turtle)
Lineage: Eukaryota; Metazoa; Chordata; Testudines; Geoemydidae
Gene: RUBCN
Product: rubicon autophagy regulator
Exons: 21
Coding region: 355-3168 (937 amino acids)
Biological process (GO): negative regulation of endocytosis; negative regulation of autophagosome maturation
Cellular component (GO): early endosome; late endosome
Molecular function (GO): phosphatidylinositol phosphate binding
Source: RefSeq, a predicted model, not a curated record